Messenger RNA from Chenopodium quinoa (quinoa), 3471 nucleotides. Its product is annotated as ankyrin repeat protein SKIP35-like. The record is from RefSeq and is a predicted model, not a curated record. The transcript has 4 exons. NCBI's taxonomy places the organism in Eukaryota, Viridiplantae, Streptophyta, Magnoliopsida, Caryophyllales, Amaranthaceae. Bases 1113 to 2981 code for a protein of 622 amino acids.
AGGUAUUUGGAGUUGUUGUAAUCCCGGACUUCAAACUCGACAAAUCGGGGGAUUGGGGGGAGGUCAGCGGCGCUGGAAUCGUGGGAUUGGGGUGGUCAGCAAGGUCGAAAUCGGAGGGGGACGCCGGAUUCUUGGGAAAAGCUAAGGGAGUGGCGACGGUGGUGGGUGUUUUUCUCGAUGAUGAAGUUGCCCAGCCAGCCCGAUUUACAGUGCAAAUCGGAUGUUAUUAAGAGUUUGUGAUAUUAAUAAAUUACAAAACAAUUUUGGUGUCUGACUUCACUAACAGUUCCUCUGCAAAUGCAAACAAAGAAUCAAUAAUUAAAGAAUGCCCACCCAAAUAAAAUCAAACAAGAGGCCCAAAAUUAAUUUAAUUAUAAAAAUAAAAACCCCCUUUUUAAAUAUUUUAUUUACUUUUUUAUUUUCGAAGGAAUAAAGGAAAGAUUACCCAUCUUAGUUUGUUUUUCUGGGUUUUUUUUUUUUUUUUCUAAGCCAACCUCUCAUUCUCUCUCCUCUUCUUUGCCAAGCAAAUUUUCAGGUUGAUGCUGGAUCUUUGAGAAUUUGCUGUAUUAUCAGAGAAUUGAAGAGAUGAUGCUCUAGGGUUUUGCUUAUAUGGUACUGUUCAGUUGAGAAUCUUGAGAUCCUCUGGUGCAAUUUGAUAUUGGGUUUGCUCAAUUUUUCAUUUGGUUUGAUGGAUUUUUAUUGUUUUCAUGGUGUGAUGUUGCUACUCUCCAAGUUUUUCUGAUUAUCUCAAGUGAAGGGUGUUUGAGGAUUUGCAUCUUUUUUCAUUUGAUUGCGUUAAUCUUAGUGAUCUUCAAUAGGGGUGUCGUAGCUCUGAGUGUUCGUUUUUCGAUUCCGGUUUCAAUAUCAGUUGGUUGUAACUUGGAGUUUUCGUUUUCGAUUUUAAUUGGUUCAAGUGAAGUGAAAGUAGAAGCUGAUAUAUUAGAUUACUUUAACUAAGUGUUGGGAUUCAGGAAGAUAAUUUGCUGGUAUUUUUGUGAUUGUUGAAUUUUUUGUCAUAGUUUUGAUAUGGUUGUUCUGUUUCAUUGUUAACAACUGACUGUAGCUGAUCAGUCUUUUGGGUGGUUUCAAAGGGCAUCUUUUUCCUGUAUAAGAUGGAAAGUGACAUGGGAAGGGAGGGGUUGAGAUUGAAGGUUGAAAUUAAAGAAGAGGAGCAGAUACCUUCUGAGAUGGAAAUUGAUUACGGUGGAACUGAGAGUCCCAAGUUUGAAAUUGAAAGCAAAAUUUCCGAGCUAGGUGAGGGAAGUAAUGUUGUGUUUGCGAGAGAAGGGCCGCUAUAUAUGGAGGACACUGGAAUGUCCAAGGUUGGAUGCUAUGGUUCUAAGAAGCAGAAAUCGAAGGCAGUGACGACAAGUUCUCAGUUGGGGAAGAAAGGUAGUGUAGGAAAUGAAAAGAAGCUCAGUAGACAAGAUAGGAUUGAGCUGGGAAAACUUUUUCAAAGUGCUGUGAGCUCUCAUGAUUGGGACUUGGCAGAAAGUUUGAUUCUGAUUGCUGAUCCACUAACUCUUAAUGAUUUCCUUUGCAUCUCAUUGGAUUCGAUAUGGUUUCUUACUACACACGAGGAGUUACAUGGUAUUACGGGACUAGUAAAGAAGAUAAUAGCUAAUGGAGCUUAUGACUUCACAAGAGCAGCUCUUCGAACUUCGUUUCUCGCAUCUUGUGUCUCUGCAUGUCAGAGCCGAACAAUGGACCUAGCAGAUACAGUGACUGUGAUGGCCCAAAGGUUGCAUGAGCGACUUCAGGAAUGCAAUGGUGAUGAUGUUUUGAAGGCAGAGGCUGGUGCUAAGGUCCAAAAGUUCACUGAAUGGGCUCUGAAAUGCAUUGGCUUUCAUUCUCGGUGUCAUGAGAACAAAGAGAAAAUGCAUCGUGAUUCUGCUGCUGAGAUACAGCUUCAACUGUCCGCCUUUAAGAUAUUUCUUGAUCUUGCUGGAAGCAAUCUCACUGGAAAGGACUUUACUGAGGCCUUUGAUGCUGCUUGCUUCCCUCUUACUUUGUUUAGUAGUUCAUUUGAUCCUGGAUGGUCUUGUGGAGCAUCAGCUACUGCUAUACAAGGGCUCCUUGGUAUGCUGGUCGAGGGUGGUGCUGAUAAUGUAAACCAGUGUUUUCUUGAAGCCUCACGUUUUGGCAGCACUGAGUUAGUGCUCAUUUUGUUGCAGAUUGCUCAGCGUAACAGCUUGGAUGUGGAUGUUGAUCUGGCCUUGGGUUUUGCUUCUCAUUAUGGCAAGAUCAACACAAUGGAGUGUUUGGUAGAAGAAGGUAAUGCCAUGGCGUUUUUAGGACCUCUAAUGCGAGCAGCCGAGAGGGGGUGUUUGCCAGUUGUCCAGUGGUUUGUUGGUAGAGGUUGCCAAGACAUGGAAUUAUGUCUUGCGCUGACCGCUGCCACCUCAAGCAGCCAAGUCGAGGUUGCUUCUUACCUUCUUCCCCAAGUACCACAACAUGUUCUUACCGCACUCAGCAUUGAAAUCCUCAAAGCAGCUGGAGAGAGAAGUGGUGGGUCCCUUGAGGGAGUUGCUUUUCUUCUCCGCUCAGACUUUCUAGGAGAUCCAACAGGCACAUAUGCUGUUGCAGAUAGCAUUGCUCGGUCAGAGGACGAUUCAGUUGCUCCCGAGCUUCGUACAUUUCUCCGGGAGCAGUGGUCGGAGGAUGCCUUCACGGAUGGCUUGUUACAAGGCCAAGAACAUUUUGUUAACAUGGUUAGAAUUUUAAACCGAGGAGAAUCUCCUCUUUGCCUUGGAGAUCUUCCUCCACCGUUGAGGGUGGCAAUCGCCUACUUGCCAGUGUAUAGAGAGAGCGUGAAGGCAGGUGGGUGUUUGUUAUCUCAAAAGCUAAGAGGUCAACUUGUGGAAGCCGUCAGGAGGCUUGGAGGUGGGUUACUUGGAGAUGCAAGCCAAUGUCACGAGCUUUUAGCUGUCUUAGAGCACCAUCUUCGACCAUUUUUGCCCGGCAUGUAUUCAACAACCUAAGCAUAAAACGCCAUCAGCAACUGCAACUUCCUUUCGCAGGUUCGCAGAUGCUGCCUUUUCUUUUCUCCUUUUUAACUUCAUACCAUAGGAAAAAUAAGUAAGAUCACAUUGUUAGCAAGGGUUUUGAGGCUGCUGCCGCUGACAUAUAGCUAGCUUCCAAGAGUCUCUCUCCGUCACUCCUCAUCCGCACUUCCUCUCGGUGUGUUAACUUAUGAUAAUGAUAUUGGUCCAUGUGCAUUCUAUGUACAAUGUAAAAUAGAAGAAAAUCACAUGUACUGUAGAAAGAGACGGAUGGGUCGGUUACGACAUCCGGGGGGUGGUGGUAUCCAUGUAUAUUUAGCGACUAUGCUUAUGUGAGGGAUUGAGGGUCCAUCUAAUGGCUGUACUAGUCUGUUUCACUUCAACUUGGUUAUAAGUCAGGUGCCUGGAAUUGUCACCUUGCUUUUUCAAUGAGCUUCAAUUUUAGUCUGAAAUUAUUAUUCUUGUUGCA